This is a messenger RNA of Phaeoacremonium minimum UCRPA7, 264 nucleotides long. Its product is annotated as putative nuclear distribution protein pac-1a protein. The record is from RefSeq and is a predicted model, not a curated record. The transcript is spliced from 2 exons. NCBI's taxonomy places the organism in Eukaryota, Fungi, Ascomycota, Sordariomycetes, Togniniales, Togniniaceae. The coding region runs from base 1 to 264 and encodes 87 amino acids. Gene Ontology annotation, molecular function: protein binding.
AUGCUGAUUACAGCCGGCAGCACGGUCGACAGGAUGAGCCAGAUACUGACCAGCCGACAAGCUGAAGAGCUGCACAAAUCCAUCAUCGCAUACCUUGCCUCCAACAACCUCCCAAAAACCGCACAAGCGCUCCGAGAGGAGCUGAGCAUAGGCGACACCUUCGACGCUGCCACCUCCAAGAAAUAUGAGGGUCUCCUGGAGAAGAAAUGGACGAGCGUCGUCCGGCUCCAGAAGAAGGUGGAUACCCCUACUCUGCAGAAGUGA